Molecule: messenger RNA, 3138 nt
Organism: Monopterus albus (swamp eel)
Lineage: Eukaryota; Metazoa; Chordata; Actinopteri; Synbranchiformes; Synbranchidae
Gene: rnf43
Product: ring finger protein 43
Exons: 9
Source: RefSeq, a predicted model, not a curated record
CCAGAAAGUGCAGCGGCCACAGGACGUGAUAUCUUCUAACGCUGUUUGUCAACUGAUGUUCGGUCGCAAAAUGUGAUUGUAAGGUACAGUGAGUGGUGCACACUGUAAUAAUAUUAUCAAUAGCCUAUCAGCUCGGAUAUGGAUGAAGUUCGACGUGUUGACAGGACCUGCCCAUCUGGGAGAGGAUGCAACAGUUCCAUUACGAGGGAAAUACGUUACAAAUGAGGACAUUAGCUGUCUAUCAAAUGAAGAGCAAGCAGUUGGAAACCAGUGCAUGCUUCAGGUUCUAUCACAACACAGCGUGCCUUCAUGUUGCAUUUGUGCACGCAGUGCUUCGCCACCCACAUUAAUGACACCGGAUAAAAGUUCAUUAUAGCUUGUUUUAUCUCAGAAGACACUAGUUUUCGCUAAAGAAGCUGAUGGAUCCGUGAGGGCACUGCGUGCUAUUCAUUUUUCUGGCGUGUCUGAAUAUUAACUCUGGUGCUGAGUGGAUGUUUUAGGACAUUCACGCAUGAUUUAUGAUGGCAUUCUUCCAGCUUUAAAAGUUUGGAUUGUGUUUAUUUCGCAGUAGUUGCCGAGGCAGAAAGAAGUGCUGGGCCUUUGGCUAUAUAGGCAACAUAAAUAUUUUUCCGUUUUGUUUAUCCACGGUGCUUGCCUGCUUUAAAGUCCACCAUGUGCUGCCGAGCACCGCCGCUACAGCCAAGGCCAUGACCGUCCCCCAGCGGCGCCUGGCCGGUCUCUGGCCGUGGCUGCUCAUGGCGGCCCUGCAGGUGGUGCUGGGCCAGCCCGGCCUGGAGUCCGAGCGGCCUACCCUCAGAGCAGUCAUCAAGGUGACACUGCUGAAGCACGAGCCGACAGGGAAACCCAUCACUCUGGAAGGGGAGUUUGUGGGCGGAAGUGCCGGAUACGCGGAGGGAAAACUAAUGCAGUAUCACCCUUUGUCUCUGUGCAACACGAGUGAGGAUGAACGACAAGAGAGUGACUUUAUCGCCAUUGUCAAACUGGAGCUCAGGGUACACCGCUGUCUGCCACUGCACGAAAAGGUUCGCAUCGCACUGGAAAAUGGAGCUCAGGCUGUUAUCUUUGAUGUCAGUGAUGAUGCCAAAGCUGCUACUGACCUGAGAAAAAUUGACUCCCUUACCCAUCCAGUUGUACUGGUGGAGGCUGCAGAUGCUGAGAUGCUGAUGGGUUUAGUCAACAAGAAUGAGGAGGCCAAAGUUCAUAUUGAGGUUAUGGUGGAGCAGCUUAGAUGGCCACAUUAUGAUGUGGGUAUCCUGCUCACCAUUGUCAUGGCUAUUUUGACCAUUGCCCUAAUCAUUGCCUGCCGCUACAAGUGCAAGUCCAGCAGAACUUGGGACUCUGUCCAUCAGCAGACCAUGCGGGCCAUUAAUCGACUGGAGACCAAAACCUAUAGCUCUCAGGGCUGUUCAGGCUCUCAGCGCCACCAUGGGGCCUGGGGGUCAGCCAGCAGCUCCAACUCGAGCCCCGUCUGUGCCAUCUGCCUGGAUGAGUUCCAGGAUGGCCAGCAUCUGAGGAUCAUCUCCUGUGCUCAUGAGUUCCAUAAAGACUGCGUCGACCCCUGGCUGCUACAGCACCGCACCUGUCCUCUCUGCAUGCACAACAUCAUGCGGACAGAGCAGCAGCCCCAGAGGAACAGACUCCAGCAGAGUCCAGAGCAAAGCCAAGGCUUCCUGCACCCUCAGCCUUACAGCAGCCUGCACAACCACCCAUUCCCUCAGCAUGCUAUCCCCUUCUCUAUGAGGCCCCACUAUCCCCAUGGACCCUCAGGACCUUAUCCUUCUCUGGGUCAUUACAGUGGCUCUUCUUCCAUGGACACCCAAACAUUACGUCUCCUCACCAGCAGGCCACUUGGCUCCAGCUGUGGGUACCACCCUCAUGCAGAGGGUCCCGGAAGGCCCUACAGGAUUGGAGGUAACUGCAGGACUUCCAGUCAGCACUACAUGCAUCGUCGUUCCUGCCACAAUUAUCGCUCCUCCUGUCUGGCUCAGCACAGUGCGUCUAGCUCUAGACUGCACCACACUGCCUCUGUUACUCUUCAGACCUGUGGAGUGCCAGCCCUCAGCCGGCAAGACGGAGGCAGCUGCUCAGGUGGCAGCUACCACACAGAACGCAGCGGAUACUUAGCUGAUGGGCCAGCGAGUGAUUCCAGCUCAGGACCCUGCCAUGGUUCCUCCAGUGACUCAGUUCUCAAUUGUACUGAUGUUUCUCUGCAGGGAGUUUAUGGCAGCUGGUCCACAUUCCGUAGCUCUCUGAGUAGUGACUAUGACCCAUUGGUAUAUUAUGGGCCAGGGCCUGGGCAUGCUCCCCGGAGGAACAGCUUGGAGGCUGGUGUCCAGGCCCGGCCCAGGUCUCUGGAUUCUGUGGUGAACAAAGCUGGAUGCCCCGAAGAACAGCCACAGACUGUGUUCAGCCACAUCCACUACCACCGCCACAGACACCACCACUAUGAGGAGGGGGAGCACAACCAGGGCCCAAGAGGGGUCUCAGACGAGGAGCAGGGUGCUGCUGUUGCUGCUGCACCUACUGUUCUUGUCCUGGACAAAGACUCAACUGUGUGCUCUCCUAAACACAGCCCCUGCCAGUGGCCAAAGCCAGACCCCACAGAUCAGCCCAGCCCAGGACAAACAGAGUGUCAGGAUCAUGACCCCAGCAGCCCUAUAGUACCCCCUGUUGUCGUGUCUCCAGUCCCGUUACAGAUCCAACCACACUGCUGCCACCAGGGACAUGGGCACCCUCCCAUGCCUCUUGGGAGAGUGGGUGGCUGUGUUCUUGAUGGCCCCUCAGUUCGUUUCCACCAGAGCCUAGAUCUGCAGGAUGACCACAGCAUCCACAUUCAUUACGACCAGGGCCCAGGCUUCUGCUGCUCUCCUCCUGAGCUGCACCCUGCCUUGCUCCCUGUGCCUCUUGUUCUGGACUCUGGAGGAAUGGAGGACUGGCAUUGCUGUGCCAGGGCCCAUGUUGUUUGGCAAAAGCGGGUGCAGCAGACCCGCUCAGAGCCUCAGCUCUUGGGGCCUGGGACUUCUAUGGACAGACUACCUUGCAGGCUCCACCAUGGGCCUGCUGCUGACUGCAACACAGACAUUUGUUUAUACUGCCAAACAUUACAUCACAAUCAGG